This is a messenger RNA of Eptesicus fuscus (big brown bat), 2129 nucleotides long. RefSeq lists its product as uncharacterized. NCBI's taxonomy places the organism in Eukaryota, Metazoa, Chordata, Mammalia, Chiroptera, Vespertilionidae. The record is from RefSeq and is a predicted model, not a curated record. The coding region runs from base 211 to 1875 and encodes 554 amino acids. The transcript is spliced from 2 exons.
GACUGUGUUAGAGAAAGAGUGAGAGCUAUUUGAGUGGAGAGAUAUUUGAGUGAAGAGUGAGUGGAGGGUGUGUGUGUGUGUGUGUGUGUGUGUGUGUGUGUGUUGUGUUGUGUUGUGUUGUGUGUCAGUGAAGUGUGAGUGGAGUGUGAUUUGCUGUUGUGGAGAGAGACUGUUUGUGUGAUUGUGUGUGUGAGUGCGAAAUUCAUCAACAUGCGGAGACAACGGUCCAUGCCAGCCUGUCCUGAAAUCCACCUCGGACAGGCUGGAGGACACGGGCAACAAAGGCGUCAUCCAGGACAGGCCCUUGGCACCUGCCACCGAGGAAGCCAAGCUGGACCUCUGGUGGGGACCUGGCUGCGGGGGAGCCAGCAUGGACAGCUUGCAGAGACCGGGCAGGGCGGACACCAACUCGCCUCAACUGGGGUAGGAACCCGGCAAGUCGGGAGCCAGCCUGGGCCCGGAGUGGGGAGCUGGCAAGGUGGGAGGCAAGGCUGCCCCUGGGCAGAGGACUGUGACAUCAGCGUGGUGGGCAAGGGCCUGCUGACACCUGGCCCCGAGGAGCCCACCCGCUUCGCUGCCCAGGGAGCCGAGUCCAGCACCACCGGGGAGAGGCCCUGUGUGUCCAAAUGUCACUCCAGGACCACAGGGCCACUUCCCGCCAGAGUCCCCCCCAUAACGCCGCGGCCCAUCAAGGGGCUGGCCAUCAGCCAGGUGCCGCGGAAGGCUUUCCGGGCCAGGAACUGGCUCGACCAAGACCGACAACUGGGUGCAGCUGACUUAACACCCCAGCCCUUGUCACCAGGCACUUUUAACAUCCAAACGUGCCAGCUGCACCAAAGCCGGGUUCCUGACGCCAGCCAAUUCCUGAAGGUGGUGCCCAGCACCCCCACAUCCCUGCUGCCCGCCCUACCCACCACAAACCCACCACAGGAAGCCAUGGAGACGGAAAACCAUGGAGUGGUCGCUGUCAACCAAGCCCCUGAUGACCAGGGAACAGGGGAAAUAGAGGACGCCGCCCAGCGUCCUCUCAGGUCAGCGAUACCCACCCACCGUGACCCCCAAACCCAGUUGGGGAGCCACACCCGCCCCACGAUGUACCACCGCAGGGAACCUGACAACCCGGGGACUAAUGAUAGGCCAAGAUGUGGAGCAAUGUUAAGGCUCAGGCAGAAAAUUGCAUCCCAGUUUGCCCGACCACUUUCAUCGAACCAAACUCAGGGGACAGAAAAGAAGCCGCAGCCGCAGGUGGAGGGAGUGAAGGGCGAGGCCAUAAAGAACUGCUCCAAACAAGCCCAGGAGGUGCAGGAGGCGAUCAGGAAAGACCCAGACCUGCCCACCGAGAGUGCAAGGCCCCGCCACACCUUAGCAGAACACUCGCGGGGGGCCGGGGAGCUUCGGCAAGAUAGGUCUCGACUGCGACACCAGAGGCCACCGGAACAACAACAUCAGUGGUAUCACUAUUUCCUGGUGGAAGGUCAACAGUUAAUACCUCCCCGGCCUCCCUCACAACCUCGCCCUACUGCACAGCCUCGAACACCAUUACAACCUCCCCCUCCAUCACAACCUCAUCCUAGGGCACAACCUCAUCCACCUACCCAACCUCGACCUCCUGUACAACUUCGCCCUCUGUCCCAACCCCGACCUCCAGCCCAACCUCGACCUCCUGCACACCUUCGACCUCUAAUUCAACCUCGACCACCAGCCCAACCUCGACCGCCCGCACAACUUCGACCUCUGCUACAACCCAGACCGCCUGCACAACCCAGACCUGCCAUACAACCCCGACUUGUGGUACAACCAAGACCUCCAGGACAACGCAGUCCUCCAAAGACCCCUGGAACCUCUUCACCCCACCCCAAGACUGAUGCACAGUAAUUCCAGGACUAGUGCAACCAUUUCUAGGUGUUGCAUACACUUGCUUACGAAAACUUUUGUUUCACUCUAGAUUAGGUAUUUUCUUUUCCUUUGAUGUUUUAAUUAGCUUGUUCCAGUUGUUUGUUCCAGUUGUUUUUAUAGACAUUUUUAUAGAAUUAGUAAUGUAGAAUAGACUUUAUUUCAUUUUAUCCUAUUUUAUUUUAUUUUAUUUUGCAUUUAUGCCAUUGUUUGCCUGAUUAUUUCAUUUUAUCCUA